GAAACCCAGAAACUUACCAAAAUUUUGAACCUUUACCUCUUCUCCUCCAUACCCAUUUGAUCACAAAACAGUUUGUGGAACAGAGGAAAUGCCGCUUGUUAGGGUUGAAGUGAGAAACGUUUACGGUUUAGGUAAAACAGAGCUUCACAGAGACGUCAACCGUGAAGACCCCAAAGCUGUUCUUGAUGGUGUUGCUGUUUCUGGACUCGUUGGGAUCUUGCGUCAGCUCGGUGAUCUCACCGAGUUUGCAACAGAGAUUUUCCAUGGGAUACAAGAAGAAGUUAUUCUUACAUCUUCAAGAAGCAAUAAACUAAAGAUGAGACUGAAGCAGAUAGAAGCUACUGUUCCUUCAAUCCAGAAGGCAGUUCUUGCACAAACAAACCACAUACAGUUUGCAUACACUGGAGGACUUGAGUGGCAUCCUCGUAUACCAAAUGGGCAAGAUUACUUUGUUUAUGACGACUUGCCACAGUUUAUAAUGGCGCCAUAUGAUGAUUGCCGUGAUCCUCCACGGUUGCACUUGCUAGACAAAUUUGAUAUAAAUGGUCCAGGGUCUUGUCUCAAACGUUACUCUGAUCCUACUCAUUUCAAAAGAUCAUCAAGAGCUUCUAAACUUCCAGAGAUUAAGAAGAAAAAAUCUCUGCCUAGGAGCCGAGAUAUAUCUCGUGUUGCCUCAAUGGCUAACCAGAGUGACAGGAAGACUUUGACUUCUUUAAGCUUCAGUGGAAGAACCUCUUCCUCUAAAACUGCAUCAACCAUGGAAACUGAAUCCAAAUCCGACUUGCAAGAUCAUCGUUCUUUCUCGUUUGAUUCAAGAAGUGGUGGAGAGAAACUGAAAGGUGUUUCUACAUCUUCAAGGUUUACACCUGGUCCUCGGACCAUUGCUUCAGUUCUGUCUGAAAGUGAAAGUGAAGAUGAAAAUGAUGAUAGUCCUCCUUCUCAAGGUCUAACAGCUGGUGGCUCCUCUUGCGUUAGUUGGCAUGAGAAAGCUGAGAUAGUGGAAACUAAUGCUCUGAAAAUCGAAACAGAUGAAGCUCCUGAUGUAAUGGAUACUAAUGCUGAACUGGAAGAACAUGGAGAGGUUGAAACUGUCCAAGAUAUCAAACCAAGGGGAAUGGAGAUGGACAGUGAAGAUGAAACUGCAAGCGAAGAAGACGAUUUUGUUGAUGCACUUUACACCAUUGAUUCAGAAUCUGACAAUGAUCAAGAGGUUCAGAAGAAGAUCUCCAAUGAGAUUAUAGAAGAAGAGUUUGAUAAUAAUGUGUGUGAGCAAGAAACAGAGAAUGUUUCUAGCAACUUUAGUCUAGACCAUGAGGCCAUGUGUGCUUCUGCAUCAGAUCUGCAUUUAUCAUCACCGCUGAGUAAACCUGAUGAGAUGAUUCAUCAAGAUCCGUGGGAGGCUUUAGAUAUAAGCAAUAGUACUCCUCAUAGCUAUUCCAAUGGCUUCUCAAAUCCAUUGUAUGACACCAAUGGUGUUCAAGAAAACCAAGAAUCAGAAGACGAGAGUUCUUGUGACAACGAAGAAGGGCCUAAGUUAUGGACUAAUGGAAAUCUGUUGGGGCUGAAGCCAUCCAAGCCGAAGACUGUGGAGGAAACCAUCCAAGAGGCUGAUGCUGAGCCCUUGAGAGAAGAAGCUAACAAGGCUGCCUUUGACUGGUUUACUUCAUCUCCUCAACUUGAUCACAUGAAAAUAUCUUUCAGUAACUCAGAAGCCUUACCAAGUUCAAAACUGAAGCUGAAGCUUCCAGAUGAAUAUACAUUUUCUUCCUUUCAGUUGGUACCAGAGACUGUUACUGCUGCUUCACUUCCUGAUUCUGAUUCAGACAAGGACACUUUCUGUAGAACCUCUUCUUACGUUUCAGAUAACAGUGACAAUCACUCUGUGUCAAUCUCUGAGCAGCAGUCGGAAGAAGAGUCAGGUGAAAGAAAGAGCCAACAAGAUCAGCUUUAUGAUUCUUUUCAAAGUAUCAAUGCUGAAGCUUUUUCUCUCUCAGCUCCAUCUUCACAGUUAGAAACAUCAAAUGCUAACUUAGCUGGAAAGAUCUCUUACCUCCAGAAUCCAGCUGAGCCUUUACCACCUCCUCUCCCUCCGUUGCAGUGGAUGGUUUCUAAGGUACCAUCAGGGAGAUUCGAGGAUAACAACAAGCAGUCUUUUAAAGAGACUCUCACAAACGCAUUAGAGCAGAGAAACACUCUCACACGCGCACUGGAGAAGAGAAGCUCUUUAUCUACGAUCAAGAAAGAAGAAUUAAACAGUGGCAUUGCUUAUGCUCCUAAACCAGAUAACAAUAUAAGGGAUAAUAAGAAAAGUCAUGGCAACGCAAAAGAGACAGAAGCUGAAGACUUCUUGCAUCAAAUCCGAACAAAACAAUUUACCUUGAGACGUGUGGUCACUACAAAGGCAUCAUCAUCUGAAGCUACGAUGAACAACAACUUCAGUGUGAUUCUAGAGAAGGCAAACUCCAUCAGACAGGUUUCAGCAUUUACAUUUUGA
Messenger RNA from Eruca vesicaria subsp. sativa (arugula), 2494 nucleotides. The record is from the annotation of a GenBank genome assembly. NCBI's taxonomy places the organism in Eukaryota, Viridiplantae, Streptophyta, Magnoliopsida, Brassicales, Brassicaceae.